Messenger RNA from Cydia amplana, 1811 nucleotides. Its product is annotated as solute carrier family 2, facilitated glucose transporter member 6-like. Gene Ontology annotation, cellular component: membrane. Bases 164 to 1648 code for a protein of 494 amino acids. The transcript is spliced from 9 exons. Gene Ontology annotation, molecular function: transmembrane transporter activity. The record is from RefSeq and is a predicted model, not a curated record. Gene Ontology annotation, biological process: transmembrane transport. NCBI's taxonomy places the organism in Eukaryota, Metazoa, Arthropoda, Insecta, Lepidoptera, Tortricidae.
GGAAAAUUGGCAAUUCAUGUCAGAAUGAGCUAUUCGGCGCGGUUGCGCAUACGACGACGCACGGCUGUCUCAGCUCCGUAACUUUUAUGUGCCCCUGGUACUUGUUACGGUAGUUUAUUUUUAUUUUAGUGUUUUUAGUGUUUAGUUAUUUAAAUUAUUCAAAAUGAGGAUCCAGAGUUUUUUGCGUCAGUGUUUGGGGACAACCAUAAUGGCCUUCCCGAAGUUCCUUCUCGGCUCCGGUACAGUAUGGCCGUCCUACGCCCUGCUCAUCCUCCAGAGCGCGUCCACGCCCCUCUCAGGACCCAUCAGCCUCUUCGAAGAAGCCCUCAUGGGCAGUCUGCCCUACAUCUCCAGUAUUUUCAUGUCUCCAUUCGGUGGAGUCAUUGUAGAUAAAUUUGGGAGGAGGUGGAGUGGUAUUUUUACGAAUGCUGUAGUUGCGGUAUCGUGGGUGUUUGUUAUUUACGGGACAACGUCUCCUAUGUUAUUAAUUGGAAGGUGCUUAUUUGGCGUGAGCGGUGGAUUACUUAUGCAGGUAGCCUGGGCAUUUGCAGCAGAAGUGUCCGAAGAUGCCUGCCGAGGCUUCAUGUCUUCCAUGCCAUCAGUCAUGUACGCUUUUGGUGCCCUGGUAUCCAUAAUCCUUGGCUGGGUGACCACGUACCACAACAUUGCGUAUAUAAACUUCGGUCUGGCGAUUGUGAAUGCGUUCACAAUGUGGUUGCUUCCUGAGACCCCGGUGUAUCUUUGCUUGAUUGGAAAACAUGAGGAAGCGUUGAAAUCGUUAUCUUUCUACCGUGCGUCUACCACCAAAGACAUGGCAGUUAUCGAUGAGAUGGCAGAAAUUAAAGCCAACCAAGACAGCAAGCAGAUAUCUACGACAUUAGUACCGACUGAAGAACCCGUGACCCAGGAUCCCGAAAAGCAAAAUCUAGCAAACGAAGAAUUCGUCCCCCCUGCAAAACUAUCAGCUAUGCAGUAUUUCCGCAUUUCUCCUGGAGCGCGCUGGUCCUUCAUCGUCGUCACUUUACUCAUGACUCUCUCCAUCUUCACGGGAGUCAUCGCCAUCCAAGUGUACGGUGGAACUCUGUUCCUCAAGGCCACCCCAUCUCUAUCGCCUGACUUGUGCGCCGUUCUUCUGGCUUCCAUCUUGAUGGUGGGAGCUAUCUCUGGAGCAGCUUGCACGGAUUUGUUUGGCAGAAGGAUCUUACUGACAUCAGCAUCUACUAUAAACGGGGUCUGUAUGGUGCUGCUGGGUGUUAUGGUACGCUGGCCAUUUGGGCCCGAGUGGUUGGUGCCGGCCGUCAUACUGGUCUUCUGCUUCAUCUUCAACCUCGGCGGUGGCAUGAUACCGUAUGUGCUGUUGGCUGAAGUGUUUGUUCCUGAGGUAAAAGGCUUCUCGCAAUCCAUCAUGAUGUUAUGGCUGUACCUCGUCAACUUCAUCCUUCUACUCGUCUUCGUACCAGCAGUCGAAUACAUCGGCCUCGAAGUAGUAUUCUUCGUAUUCGCGGGCUGUGCCUUUGCCUGCACAUUAUGUACCUACUACAUGAUACCAGAGACCAAGGGCAUGAACCCUUAUGCCAUAGAGGAGUUGUUUACGGCGAGGGUAAAGGAGGGAAGGCGGUGGGCGAGACCAAAUUCGGAGAAGAAAUGAUUCAUGUACAAAAUAAGAUUGACAAUAAUUUCAGGAACAAGUCUUAUUUUAGUUAAUAUAGAUCUGUGAAGAUUUUCAACGGUGAACGUGAAGUACCAAAUGAGCAAUUGAUGGUUACUGUGAUAAAAUCAUAUCAUAUUAACUGUUUUUGGGCUAUAGUAGA